AUGUGCUACUAUGGCAGCUACUAUGGAGGCCUGGGCUACGGCUAUGGAGGCCUAGGCAAUGGCUUUUGUUGUGGCUAUGGCUGUGGCUAUGGUGGCUAUGGUUAUGGCUGUUGCCGCCCACUGUGUUGUAGAAGGUACUGGUCGUAUGGCUUCUACUGA
Molecule: messenger RNA, 159 nt
Organism: Mastomys coucha (southern multimammate mouse)
Lineage: Eukaryota; Metazoa; Chordata; Mammalia; Rodentia; Muridae
Product: keratin-associated protein 20-2-like
Exons: 1
Coding region: 1-159 (52 amino acids)
Source: RefSeq, a predicted model, not a curated record